Pleurotus ostreatus (oyster mushroom) is the source of this 531-nucleotide messenger RNA. RefSeq names its product ATPase-activating ribosome biosynthesis protein (gene RLP24). The transcript is spliced from 6 exons. Gene Ontology annotation, cellular component: nucleolus. The record is from RefSeq and is a predicted model, not a curated record. The coding region runs from base 1 to 531 and encodes 176 amino acids. NCBI's taxonomy places the organism in Eukaryota, Fungi, Basidiomycota, Agaricomycetes, Agaricales, Pleurotaceae. Gene Ontology annotation, biological process: ribosomal large subunit biogenesis.
AUGCGGAUCGAAAAAUGCUACUUCUGCUCAACCAAUGUAUAUCCAGGCCAUGGUAGUGCCUUUGUCCGAAACGAUGCGAAAGUCUUCCGGUUCUGCACUUCAAAAUGCCAUAAAAAUUUCAAAAUGAAACGCAACCCACGAAAGGUUCGAUGGACGAAGGCCUUCAGGAAGGCCGCAGGAAAAGAGAUGACAAUAGACUCGACGAUCGACUUCGAGAAGAGAAGAAACGUACCUGUACGAUACGAUCGGGAGCUCAUACAGACUACUAUCAAGGCUAUGAAACGUGUUGGGGAGGUCAAGAAACGAAGGGAACAUGCGUUUUGGAAACACCGUAUGGCCGUUGCUCGCGAAAAGCAUCGCGCGCACAGGAACAAGGUCAAGGAAGCGGCAAUAAAAAAGUCUGUCACACUUGUGCAACCCACAACUGUCGAAUCUCCCGCGAAGAUCAAAGAAAAGAUCAAGGUCUCUACGAAAUCACGGUCUGCGUUGGUCUCAGGCGAAGGUCGGUCCAUGGAUAUGGAACUCGAUUAA